Messenger RNA from Anolis carolinensis (green anole), 9207 nucleotides. It is a transcript of the gene panx2, whose product is annotated as pannexin 2. Gene Ontology annotation, cellular component: plasma membrane. Gene Ontology annotation, molecular function: wide pore channel activity. NCBI's taxonomy places the organism in Eukaryota, Metazoa, Chordata, Lepidosauria, Squamata, Anolidae. Gene Ontology annotation, biological process: monoatomic cation transport; positive regulation of interleukin-1 production; cell-cell signaling. The record is from RefSeq and is a predicted model, not a curated record. The coding region runs from base 3829 to 5481 and encodes 550 amino acids. The transcript has 3 exons.
GACGACAAGGCGGGCGGCUCCCUGGCCGCGCUGCUCCUCCAGCUCAAGCUCGAGCUGCCCUUCGACCGCGUGGUCACCAUCGGCACCGUCCUCAUCCCCAUCCUCCUCGUCACCCUCGUCUUCACCAAGAACUUCGCCGAAAGAAGAGGAUCCAUGGCUAUAUUAAUUUAUUUACUCUUUUAUACCAGUUCACAGGAACAAUGGGACGCCUGCUUUAUAUUCAAUAAAAAGAGCUAUCAAAUAAUGCACCUAUUGUGUUGUAUUUUUAUUCAUAAGGUGUGUCCUUGGGUCAAAAAACUGCUUUCUAUCCACUAGUGUAAUAUUAUGCCACACUGAACAGGUGUGUGUCCCAAAUAGAGUUCUUAUUUGUUGUUCCAGCUGGUUUUGUGUGCACAGCAAGCUUUGGUUGGAUUGAAAACGACAGUCUUUUGUCAUGUGUCAGGCUUGUUACUCAUAUAUAAUACCUCUUUUUCAGCUGAACUCGUGGGGGCUUGCUAUUUUUUACCCCAUUCAGAGGUCUGUUGUUGCAAUGGUCAGAGUUCCAGUCAUUCAGUAUUACCCAAUGCCAUAGAAUAUGCUGAAGGCAGAGCCCCCUUAAAUAAAAUCCCACAUCCGCUUUGAACUGGGAUAUAUGGCAGUGUGGACUCAGAUAACCCAAUUCAAAGCAGAUAUUGUGGGAUUUUCUGCCUUGAUAUUCUGGGUUAUAUUGUUAUGUGGAAAGGCCCUAAGUAAUAAAUGCCUGUUUACUGUGUCCUGUCCACGUAAACCGUAAUACAGAGUUCAAGGACAAACUGGGGGGGGGGGGGGGGUGGGUCUGGGGCACCUUUUCUUCCUCUUCAUCCUCCCUCAGAGGUAGCAUAGUUUUGCAAGAGAAAAAACUCAGCAAAUCUAUAAAGCACAUUUCAUUUUUGAAGCUCUUUAAAUGGGGAAAAAGUACACCUUAGAAUCGGUGAAAUACAAUAUAUAAGUUAUAAUGUAUUCUUAUGCAUGUCUCUCUGUACCCUUCCACACAGCCAUAUAACCCAGAAUAUCAAGGCAGAUAAUCCACAAUAUCUGAUUUGAACGCAGUUAUUUGAGUCCACACUGCCAUAUAAUCCAGUUCAAAGGAGAUGAUGUGGGAUUGUAUACAGCUUGUGGAAGGUGCCUCUGUGUGCUUAGAGAGAAAGAGUUGUAUUUUGGUAGAGCUAAUUUUCUCUGAUCGUGUGUGUGUGUGUGUGUGUGUGUGUGUGUGUGUGUGUAGGUGUGCAUAAAUACUUUCAAUCAUGCUUUCGUUCACCUCUCAACAUGCAAUAUUAGAUCCCAUUGUAGUUUUAGGAGUGUCAUUAAAGAAGAACCACAAAAAGUCAUCCAGUCCUGAACAAAUACAUAAUGAUGGUUAGUAGAAACAAGCCAGUUUCAAACUUGUUUCUACUAAUCAUCGUUAUAUAUAACGUGCAGGACAAAUUUUGUUUUCACUAAUAGUAUUUACUGGUUAAUCACAGUGUAUGAAUUAAUUAUAGCCUUAAACUGGUUAAUCUGCAAUGGAGGUGGUAAUUUCUGAUCUAGAGAUCAUACUGGGGGAGAAGAAAAAUGGUGCUUGAACUCUUAUUGACUUCUCCCCAUACAUGAUUUAACAUUAUGUGCUAAAUGUGUUAUAGUACAACUUCUGUAUCUGCAGGACCAGUAUCCAUGGUUGCAUAUACAAAAUAUGCCAUCUCUAAAGAUUUUCUAGGUCUUCCAGAUGAUUCUAUAACAUGCUUCUGCAAGAGGUUCACCAUGGAGUUAUGCUGAAAGGCCUAGUAAUGCUUCGAUAGCUGUCCAUUCUAGGUAUUUCCUAGAUCAGUGGUUCUCUAUCUGUGGGUCCACAGAUGUUUUGGCCUUCAACUCCCAGAAAUCCUAACAGCUGGUAAACUGGCUGGGAUUUCUGGAAGUUGUAGGCCAAAACAUCUGGGGACCCAUAGGUUGAGAACCACUGUCCUAGAUCCUCUGCCACAACUUUGUGCUUCUGCCAAAAGGUGUUUGUUCAGUACCCACAGCCUUGCAUAUUCAUAUGAAAUCCUAGAACAUAUCCCUUGCGGAUACAAGGAUUAUACAGUACUUUCUAAAAUCUAUACUUUAAUCUGGUUCCAAGAAGAUGGCGCUCAACUGACUACUUUCAUCUGUUCCUUGGAGAUAUAUUUUGUAUCAGGGUGAUGCUGAUAGGAUUGUGCAAAACCAGUCUGCUUGGCUUCUCUCCAUAGGGUUUUACAGCUAAAAGCUUAGGAGUUCAAGUUGCAAAAGAGCAUUAUUGCUGUUAGUUAUGUGGAUUUCCAAGCCUGCAGCCAUUUCUUGUGACACAGAUACAAUAUGAAGGAAUUGUGUCAGUUUUCCCCUGCCAGCCUGGUAUUCUGUAGCAGCCAGCACUGCGGCAAUUGCACUGAGUUAUGAUUUGGAGCCCAGUCUAGCCAGACCAAUUAGAAUUGAGAUAUGACUUAAAUGUGAUGUGGCGUGAUGCGUUAUUGUUGAAACAUGCUGUGAGGAAAGUGUCACUUCUAUGUAAUGGUUAGAAUGCAUCUGUCUGCUGUGUUUGGACCUGACCUUCUUUGGAGCUGGUUUUACAAACAGCUGCUACAGUCCCAGUUGUCGGGUAAUUGUAAACUAUCUUUCCCUGGUUCAUUACAAGUAACAGAAUUAAUUGCUAUUAGAAUAAUCUGGCACAGCAAAUCAGAUGUGGGACUUGCUAAUAUUACUCAGUUUACAGCAUCUAAGUCUAUUAGAGAUGCCCUAAGCAUUUGUAAGGCAGGGCAGGAUAUAAGUCAAAUAAAUAGAUUAAAUUCAAUUAUUGUUGCUAUGAUCACAGAGAUUUGGUUAGUUUUGGAGCUAUGAGGAAGUCAGUUUGCCUCCCUAGAUUAUUCGGGGGGGGGGGGGGGUGUUUUGUGUCACGAGCAACUUGAGACACUGCAAGUCGCUUCUAGUGUGAGAGAAUUGGCCAUCUGCAAGGACGUUGCCCAGAGGAUGCCUGGAUGUUUGCUGUUUUGCCAUCCUGUGGGAGGCUUCUCUCAUGUCCCCGCAUGGGAAGCUGGAGCUGACAGACGGGAAAUCGCCCCGUUUCCCGGAUUCGAACCACCAACCUUUUGGUCAGCAGUCCUGCCGCCACUGGUGAUACAAUAAGAGAGAAACUUCUCCAAGUGAAUUUGCCUUGCUUCAAACUUCUAAAGAAGUAAAGCAAUCAAGCUAACAAAAUCAUCCGUGUGUUUUUCUAAAUUGCCAUUAUUUUUAAUUAUAAUCUGUGCAGUUGUGAGGAGAGAGACACAAAGCAUUGUUUCAUAUGUCAAGGGAUGUGAGCCCUCAUUUAGUAUGCAGAAGUAGUGUCCUCUUUCUUUGUUUUCUGGAACGUAUUAUGAUUUGCAUGGGUAACAAAAGUCAAGAAAAUUUGUAUAAGUACAUACACAAUAGUCUUACUUCAACUUAAUCAUAGCAUUUUAAGGUACGGUAGUAAGAUUUCCCUGUGCUUUAUAUCAUAAUUUGGGAAGAGGAUAUUUUAACCUUUUGGGAAUGAUACAUCUCUGUGCACUUGAUGGUAUUUUAAACAUGUAAUAGGCAAAAAAUUGAUAUCGUUUAUGAAAUAUUUAUUUUGCAGAGCUCCUUUUGUAGGUUAAAAUAUACAGCAGUGACUUUUCUCUCUGUUAUACAGAGGAGCCCAUAUACUGUUACACACCCCACAACUUCACGCGUGACCAAGCCUUGUAUGCCCGAGGAUACUGUUGGACAGAACUAAGAGAUGCCUUGCCAGGAGUCAAUGCCAGCCAUUGGCCCUCCUUGUUUGAGCAUAAGUUCCUUCCAUAUGCCCUGCUGGCUUUCGCUGGCAUUAUGUACAUUCCGGCACUUGGCUGGGAAUUCCUGGCCUCCACCAGACUGACGUCUGAACUUAACUUUUUGCUCCAGGAGAUAGAUAACUGCUACCACCGAGCUGCUGAAGGCCGUGCACCCAAAAUUGAAAAACAAAUUCAAUCCAAGGGCCCUGGGAUUACAGAGCGAGAGAAACGAGAGAUCAUUGAGAACGCUGAGAAAGAAAAGAGCCCGGAGCAAAAUCUGUUUGAAAAAUACCUGGAACGGAGAGGGCGCAGUAACUUCUUAGCCAAGCUUUAUCUUGUGAGACACUUGUUCAUCAUCUUUCUGAGCAUCAUCCCAAUCACUUAUUUGUCCACAUACUAUGCUACGCAGAAACAAAAUGAGUUUACCUGCGCUCUCGGAGAACCUCCCGACAAAACAAGCCAUUCCAAAUUACUCAUCCGGGUGAACUGCAAACUGCCAUCUGUUCAACUACAACGGAUCAUUGCUGGCGUAGACAUUGUCCUCCUCUCCUUCAUGAACUUGAUUAUUCUCAUCAAUUUAAUCCAUCUUUUCAUCGUCCGCAAAUCCAACUUCAUCUUUGACAAACUGAACAAGGUUGGCAUAAAGACUAAAAAGCAGUGGCAGAAGUCUCAGUUCUGUGACAUUAAUAUCCUAGCUAUGUUUUGCAAUGAAAAUCGAGACCACAUCAAGUCACUGAACCGCUUGGAUUUCAUUACCAAUGAAAGUGAUCUGAUGUAUGACAAUGUGGUGCGCCAGCUGCUUGCAGCAUUAGCCCAAUCCAAUCACGAUGUCACCCCAACCGUACGCGAUUCUGGGAUACAAACCAUAGAUCCCAGCAUUGAUCCCACAGACAUCGACCCUAAUGAGCACCUGGUCAUUAAGCGACCUCGAAAGAAAAUGAAAUGGAUACCAAGUACAAAUCCUCUUCCUCAACCAUUUAAAGAGCAGUUAGCAAUUAUGAAAGUUGAAAACAACAAGCCUGAGAAGCCAAAACCAGUGCGUCGGAAAACCGCAACAGACAGUCUGGUUGCUCCUUUGCUUGAGUCCAACUCAAAAAACUCCCAGACAUCUUUGUCCCAAAAAACUGUAUCCAGCACCCUCUCCAGCACAAGUGGUGAGAAAAAGCACACCCGGCACUUUUCGUUAGAUGUUCACCCAUAUAUACUUAGUAGCAAGAAACCCAAGCCGGAGAUUCAACCGAUUACCUCUAUGGCAACAUCCAAAAGUCAAGGGAGUGGAUUUUUAAGCCAAGAAGAGAAAGUCAUAGUGCACGUCACCUCCUCUCUCAAAGACUCUUCCAUUCCUGGCAAAGAUACCCUUUACUCACACGACACAUGCAGAACUGUGCCUGCUGCUGCAGCUUUUCUCACCUGUAACCACAAUCAUAUAGCAACUGCUGGUGUUGCAACAAAGGUCAUUUUGCCCCAGGUCAGCAAGGCAGAGCCCAUGCCCACCCUGAACUGUAACCCAACGCACCCUCUUCUGCAUAUCAAUACUUUGUAUGAAGACCACGAAGAAGAGGUAUCGGACCUUAUAGCUGAUUCGUUAGACAAUACAAUUCACUCACCAACCGAAGCAGGGGAUAUUAUCUCCAUACCUUCCACGAAGCAAAUCAUGUUGGCAACCUUUGAUGAGCCAUUGACAAUAGUGAACUCCAUAGAGUAUUGACGGCCACAAGCUGAUCCUGAUCAAAGCUUGAGCCUGAUACCUCACCACUCAGUACCACUGUAAUGUGAACCAUGCUGCCCCACAAAUGGCACACACUGCAUGAGCCUGGAGUGCUGAAACACAGUCCAUAGGUUUCAUUAAUACUCCAGAUCGGUUGUUCAGGGUAGUGUCAUGUCUGCUAUCAAUAGCUUGCAGAAUACAAUGAUAAUAAUAAGAUUGCCAACCAAAUUAUUCUAUGCUUGGAGUAUGCAAGAAACAAAGCACAAAGACAUUUAGCUGUAGCUUCAUGAAUUCAGUGUGGAUUACUCCAACUAUUCAACUAUCUAAAGCGUUUAAGUGCAUGUCACACAGUGUUUCUUAAACAAAGCACUUAUAGCCUUGGUGGUCCAGCUCACUAUAUAAAGUAAUGAAGCACAUGAACAUGUACAAUAUUUAUUCUUCCAUUUUAAAGAAAGCAUAAAAUUGUGUUUUGUUUUUAAAGUUUGAAAAAGAUAGGGGUUUAAAAAAAGAAAAGAGCAAAGACUUAAAUCCAAUUGGUGGUCCCAGCUAGAGUCUACUUAUUGAAUCCAUUGCAAAUGUUACGUCAACACUUACAUAAAUGUCAGGGAUUCACUAGGUCUUUUCUACCUGGGGUUGGUAUCUAGCGACCUCACCUCACAAGGAGGGGAAAGUAGGGAGAGUCGUCUUAUUGUUUCUAUUAUUGUUUGAUGGAGCCCAUGAAAUGAUGCAGAACUGCUUCCAGUCGAUUUCGUGUUUGAAGUGUAUAUAUAUAGAAAAGGAGACUUGUGAAGCCACAGAGGAAUCGACUCCACUGCUCUCCCUGCACAUAGAAAUGACGGAAACCCAUUAUUUAUGGUGGAAUGGAGCUGUUGGAUUUUAAGGUGGAUGGGCACUAUUGUUAAAUUCUCCAUUUUCUUUGGAAACAGAAGACCACUAAAUGCCACACUUAGAAGACGAUUCCCCCACAUCUCUCUCCCCUUGUGGGAUGAAGUCCUAGGUCAUCGUUUCUAUGUUAACCUUACAUUGGUUCACAGGUAUUGGGCUUGCCAGCUGAUUUUAACGGCCAACUUGACCCUCACCAGCAUACAUAUCAAAAGUUGAAAUCUGUCAGACUGCUGCACUUACAGAUGAGGAACUCAAGAGCUACACCCUGCCCUUUAAUAUGUUUAUAUGUGCUGUGACAGAUGAUGAAAAUGAAGAGUUUAUUUUUUUAAUGUCUAUUUUAUUGUGACCAGGAGAGUUUUAUUGAAUAUGAAGUUAUCUUUCAGCAGAGUAGUUGAGAUGGGGUGGUGAUCCUAUAACUAUUUAUUUUUGUCAUGGUGAAGUCUGCAAAUCAGACUAGAAACUUCCUAGGAUGCUUCACUGAUGUGAAGAAUAUUUCAGUGCUGCUAAAAUACCCAAUAUGAGCUAGUUGACCCAAUGACGUAGAAUUGCAGAGCAUUAUUUCUUGAUUUGUUUUUUUAGGAUUUAUCUACACUACAGUUUUCCACAGAUAAAACACCUUUGAUUCUUCCAGCUUGUAAUGUACUUGCAUUACAAUAUUUGUUUCUGAUCAAGAGCUAGGUGUGGAUACAGCACAUGAUUCUGGGGGAAAGAAUAUUUUUUGAGAAAAUGCAUUGAAUCUUUUUCUCACCCCUCUUUUCUAUAAACAUGACACGACACAUAAUUUUCUUAAAAUAUCCAGCACUAUUUAUCUGUGAUAUCGCCUAUUUCUUGCCCGUUAUUCCCCAUAACAGUACAAGGUCAGGAACAUUGUGAGGGAUGUAAAAUGGCAGGUAGGUUAAUUGUAAUUUCAUCCUCACAAAAGGGUCUUCUCUGGGGAAUUUCCAUGAAAUUUAUUUCCCACAACAAUAGUAGAAUAUUUUGGAGGAGGCCGCUGCAUACAGCUUUUGACACUGCGUCACUUGAAGCAUAGGGAUCACAUGUUGAAAUGAUGCCCAUAUUUUAAAAAUACAUAUAAAAACUUGUAUGAAGAAUAUUACCCAUGUCUUAUAUGCUGCCUUUCCCCAAGCAGGGAUACUUUUCAAACAUGGUAAUUCUUUCCCACAGUCUGAAGUGCGGGAUGGAUGGACAAAUGGGGUAUUUCUAUACUACAAAAUGUUUCUGCACAUUGGAAUAUGACUUCAGAAAUGUCAACAGAUUCCAUGACCAUUCCAUUUUUACAUAGGUAAAGGUAAAGGUUUUCCCCUGACAUUAAGUCUAGUUGUGUCUGGCUGUGGGGGUUGGUCCUCAUUUCCAUUUCUAAGCUGAAGAGCCGGCGUUGUCUGUAGACACCUCCAAGAUCAUAUGGCCGGCAUGACUGCAUGGAGCACUAUUACCUUCCUGCCGAAGUGGUAACUAUUGAUCUACUCACAUUUGCAUGUUUUUAAACUGUUAGGUUGGCAGAAGCUGGGGCUAACAGCAGCAGCUUACUCUGCUCCCCGGAUUCGAACCGUCAACCAAGUUCAGCAGCUCAGUGGUUUAACCUGCUGCACCACCGGAGGCUACCCAUUUUUACAUAGCUGAAAUGGUAAAUACCCAUUGAAAAUAUCCAUUAAAAACAUUGAGGUGCCCAUAUGUAGAAACUCACUGAAUGACGCUUGGCAGGUCAUACUUUCUCAGUGGUAGAGAAAGGCAAUGACAAAUCUUUGUCUAAAUCUUGCUUUUUAAAAAUGAUAUGCUCACCAUAAGCCAGAGUGGACUUGAAGUCACAUACAACAAACCAUGCUUUAGCUCUUCUUUAGUCCUCCAUCCCUUCUAAUAAUCUGGUUGUUCUGGUAAGAGCUGUUUUGUCCUUUGAGAGUAAUUUCCAAUGUGUUUGGACAUUCCCCUCAGUAGACCUCUCCUUUAUCACGAGGGUCAACACAAGCAUAUAGGACAUCCAGAACAGGAUGCCCUGUAAUAGGGUUAAAUCUGGAUCGAAUCUAAAGUAGCGGGUAGAAUUGUGCUGCGUAUUAUUUCAGGCUGCUAAUAAUUAUGACAUCAGAAUGUAGAAUUAUAUCCCUGUAAUAUUUAUGGAUUUUGUAAAAUUUAGAAUAAAUGUUCAUAUAGAUGUUAGGCUGAGCAAUGAAAAGAUGCAAACCCAAUUCUGGACGGGUCUCACUUCCAAAUCUCCAGACACUUCUGAUCAGUGUGGAGUUGCUAAAGAUCAGUCAUUUCCUAAUCUGUGUUCAUCUGUGGUAAACUAGUACUGUGGAAAAGCCUGAUGUAGCAAAUCUCUUAAGUCCUUGACUAGCUUUAAACCCAGGUGUAGCCUCAUUGAAAGCCAACGGGAUGCAGGUUCAAAGGUAAAACACCAUGCUUAUUAGCUAUCCCAGGGCAUAUAAUAUGAGGAUAAUUAAUGUGCAGUACGUGCUGUCAUUUCCAUAACACCGUUUGCCUUGCUUGGCCCUAAGGUACAUCUUCACGACUGGUUUCUUCCUAUAACAUUUAAUGUGUGAGUUUCCUAGAUUGACUGUAACUUUCAAAGGGCCCACUGAAAACAGCAUGCAAUAACUGUUCUUGACAAAUUUCCCUUGGAGGGAGGGCUUUGUUCUGUUUUCAGUUCAAGUAAUAUUAAAGAAAAAGCAAGGAUUCCUCUUGAAAUGACAAAACAUUUCUGCAUGGUGAUAGAAAAACAACAACACUGCACAGGUCUAUGGGUCUAUGUUCUUGAGUAUGUUUAAUUUAUUUUACCUCAGAAAUAAAUAUGACACAAGUAUUUAUUGAAACUAGCACUGAAAGCAAAUAAAUAUUAUCUCAAUACUG